Daphnia carinata is the source of this 2634-nucleotide messenger RNA. RefSeq names its product synaptotagmin-4-like (gene Syt4). NCBI's taxonomy places the organism in Eukaryota, Metazoa, Arthropoda, Branchiopoda, Diplostraca, Daphniidae. The coding region runs from base 513 to 2063 and encodes 516 amino acids. Gene Ontology annotation, cellular component: axon; synapse; membrane. The record is from RefSeq and is a predicted model, not a curated record. Gene Ontology annotation, molecular function: SNARE binding; calcium ion binding; clathrin binding. The transcript is spliced from 10 exons. Gene Ontology annotation, biological process: vesicle fusion; cellular response to calcium ion; regulation of calcium ion-dependent exocytosis.
ACAAAUUUGGCUGCUUUUUUAGGAAAUGGAAUUCAUGUAACCAGGUCAACGGCAGGAACUAUCGUUAAGCAUAGCGGGAUAUUUCCUGGCAAUCAAUGAUUGUGUGGCUAACCCAGCAGUGAGACCAAGCCAGAGAGAACGAACGAAGCCCCGCUGUGGUCAUCGACUGCUAUUUUACACAAGCCACUUUCGAAAGCGUCGAGAGAAAAAGUGCUAUGUCUCUCGGGGGCGGCAUUCGAAGCUCGCAAAAAAAUAGAAGAGAAGAUGGGGUUGGGUGCGCGGUGGAGCGACGCGUCGUUCCGCUGAUGACGAAGAGACUGGCUUGUGAAACGGGUAUAGAACGCAGUGAACAAACUUCAACAUCAGGAAAUUUUGAACACAACAAGUUGUCUCACCUUGCAUCCGGGCUAUGCAGCCGUCGUUUUCAUAGGACACUCGACGACAUAGAAGGGAAGCAAGAGUAAUCAUCAGCACACAAUCAUUGAGGAACAAGGACGCCCCUUCGGACGGAAAUGAAGGAACGAGAGGGACCCGAUGUUGAACCACUGAAUCAGUUGAGCACGCCGGCUGUGGUGGGAAUCUGUCUGGGAGGCGUCGUUCUCCUGAUUUCAGUUGCAGCCGUCAGUUGCUUUUGUUAUCGAGGCCAUCAGCAACAAACGAGGAAGAAAAUGCGAUCACCUGGCAGUCAUCUCGGAUCAGAGAGCAGGCCGUUGGCUUUUCGUAAGCCGGUGGCCGUCAAAAGCCCCAACAGUCAACAACAAUUGACACAUUCCAUCAGCUCUUCGGCGGCCAUCAGCCAUCACAUGAAGAAAUCGCCCAGUCCAACAGGAGCUAAAACUCCUCCGGGCUCUUGCCCUAUCGGCAAAUCUCCAAGUCCACUUUCAGGAAUGACGCCUUCCACCUUGACCCCAACCUACGAAGUGAAUAGCCCGCAGGUGAGCCGGAAGAAUUCGCUGGUGUCGGGCACGACUUGUCGCUCUGGCAACAACGCCGAGGAUAGUGUUCAACAACAUCGCGAGACUGUCAUCCGCUUUCAAGUGGAGAAUGAGGUCACGGAUCCAGCUAAAACUGAAUUAAUCAAGAGCGACUUGGUACCUUCCGCCUCCGCCCACCAGGACAAUGUCCCCGGAGAAAUUGAUGUGACUACGGAUAGAUCCAACAGCGAAGGAGGAACCAACAAAUUGGGCCAACUCUAUUUCAAAGUCAGGCACAACGUGGAGAAGAGCACGCUGAACAUCACCGUCGUUAGAUGCCAAGGUCUGCCCGCUCGCGAUUCCAAUGUUGGCUCAUCCGAUCCUUACGUCAAGCUUCAGUUGCUGCCCGACAAACAUCACAAGGUCAAGACUCGCGUCCUUCGCCGCACACUCAAUCCCGUCUACGACGAAGAUUUCACCUUCUACGGCAUUGGCAAGAACCAACUGCAGAGCUUGACGCUCCAUUUUGUCGUCUUGAGCUUCGAUCGAUACUCUCGUGACGACGUCAUCGGCGAAGUGUUUCUGCCUGUUUACGAAGCUCUGGAGGAAAUGACGGACACGGUCGAUUGCAAUAACGCUGACAACGGAAACCACUCUGGGGCUCUCCUAUCCCGCGAUAUCGCACCCCGCAGUCACAAGAUGAGGACACAUGGACGAGGCGAGCUUUUGGUAUCGCUAUGUUAUCAGCCCCAAGCUUCGCGACUGACGGCCGUCGUGUUGAAAGCACGCAAUAUUCCCCGCAUGGACAUGACUGGCCUAGCUGAUCCAUAUGUCAAGAUUUAUCUUGUGCAUAAUGGGCAACGCGUGGCCAAGAAGAAAACGCAUGUCAAAAAACGCACUUUGAAUCCGGUUUUCAAUGAAUCGUUUGUCUUUGAUUUGCCCGCUGGUGCUACUUCGCUGGACAGUAUCAGUCUCGAAUUUCUCGUCCUCGACUGGGAUCGUGUCACCAAGAACGAAAAUUUUGAACAGGAAAUUGGCCGUUUGGAGCUGGGCGGAACCAAGAGCAGCGGAACAGCACUGCAUCACUGGAACGAAGUCCUCAGCUCGCCUCGUCGUCAAAUCGCCGAAUGGCACAAACUGAAGGACUGAAUCCAUCCAGCCCUUCUGCCGAUAUCAUGGUAAUUUUCCAACUAAUAUUCCAUGGACUCCAGUCAAUUUCCUCGCCAUUGGAAUAUACAACUCUUCUCUGAUCUUUCUAAAAAAAAAAAACUAUACAUAACACCUAAGUUUAACACCAUUCCAAUCUAUGUUGCUAUUGUUACAUAAAUUCUAAUGCAGCCCGUUGUAGACCGGAAUGCUUUUACGUGAAACAAUUCGAAAAAAAUGUUUUCUUCUCCUUGCUGUCCACUUGCCUACAAUCACAAUUUGAUUCGCUAAAAGAAAAGGCUAUACACUUUCCAUCCACUACUAUAUCAAUUAAUAUAGGCGAAGUUUUUUUGCGUCACGAAAGGUGACCGUGUAUUUAUAGAAGCAAAAAAUUUUGCGGUAUUAUUUUUUGUUUUUUUCUGCUACUAUAUACGUGACAACGUGAAAACAAACUCAUUGGCUCCAUAAUUUCCUUUUUAUCUGUUUCCCAAAUAUUGUUGACUAAAUUUUGCAUACGAUGUGACGAAUGAAUGUAUAAUGCGACGAAAUCAAUACACGUCAGUUUAUUGGGCAA